This is a messenger RNA of Candidozyma duobushaemuli, 1464 nucleotides long. It is a transcript of the gene SHM1, whose product is annotated as glycine hydroxymethyltransferase. Gene Ontology annotation, biological process: tetrahydrofolate interconversion; L-serine catabolic process; folic acid metabolic process. The coding region runs from base 1 to 1464 and encodes 487 amino acids. Gene Ontology annotation, cellular component: cytoplasm. The transcript has a single exon. Lineage: Eukaryota; Fungi; Ascomycota; Pichiomycetes; Serinales; Metschnikowiaceae. The record is from RefSeq and is a predicted model, not a curated record. Gene Ontology annotation, molecular function: pyridoxal phosphate binding; zinc ion binding; glycine hydroxymethyltransferase activity.
AUGCUCUCCCGUUCGUUCCGUGCCAUCCAGCGCCAGACGCUCAGCGUCCGCACCUACGCCCUUCUGGCCAAGGCCCAGGGCCUCAUCUCCAAGCUGGUCCAGGAAGUCGACCCUGAGAUGGCGUCGAUUUUGCAGCAAGAGAGAGACAGACAGAGAAACUCCAUCACCUUGAUCCCAUCGGAAAACUUCACCUCCAAGGCCGUCAUGGACUUGUUGGGCUCGGAGAUGCAGAACAAGUACUCCGAGGGUUACCCUGGCGAGAGAUACUACGGUGGUAACGAGAUCAUCGACAAGGCUGAAUCCUUGUGUAGACAGCGUGCUUUGGAGGCUUUUGACUUGGACCCCGAGCAGUGGGGUGUCAAUGUCCAGCCAUUGUCUGGAGCCCCAGCCAACUUGUACGCCUACAGUGCCGUUUUGGAGGUUGGCGACAGAAUCAUGGGUUUGGACUUGCCUCACGGAGGCCAUCUUUCCCACGGAUACCAGACCCCCAAUGCCAAAAUCUCCUACAUCUCCAAGUACUUCCAGACGAUGCCUUACCGUUUGGACGAGGAGACCGGGCUCAUUGACUACGACACCUUGGAGAAGAACGCUCUCUUGUUCAGACCCAAGGUCAUUGUGGCUGGUGCCUCUGCCUACUCCAGAGUCAUUGACUACAAGCGCAUGCGUGAAAUCGCCGACAAGGUCGGAGCCUACAUUUUGUCCGACAUGGCCCACAUUUCCGGUUUGGUGCUGGCUGGUGUCACUGCCUCUCCAUUCCCAUACUCCGACAUUGUCACCACCACCACCCACAAGUCCUUGAGAGGUCCUCGUGGUGCCAUGAUUUUCUUCAGAAAGGGCAUCAGAAAGGUCACCAAGAAGGGCAAGGAGAUCCCAUACGACCUCGAGAGAAAGAUCAACUUUUCCGUCUUCCCUGCCCACCAGGGUGGUCCUCACAACCACACCAUCUCUGCCUUGGCUGUCGCCUUGAAGCAGUGCCAGUACCCUGAGUACAAGCAGUACCAGCAGGAGGUUGUGGACAAUGCCAAGGCCUUUGCUGCUGCUUUGGAGGACAAGGGCUUCGACUUGGUUUCCAACGGUACCGACACCCACUUGAUUCUCGUGGACCUCCGUUCCAAGAAGAUCGACGGUGCCCGUGUUGAAAAAGUCUUGGAGCACGUGAACAUUGCCGCCAACAAGAACACCGUUCCCGGCGACAAGUCUGCUCUUUUCCCCAGUGGUUUGAGAGUGGGUACUCCAGCCAUGACCACCAGAGGUUUUGGUCCCGAGGAGUUUGCCAAGGUUGCCGAGUACUUCCAGAAGGCCGUGGACAUUGCCAUCAAGUUGAAGGCGCAGGAGCAGGGCAGUGUGGCCAAGGAGUUGAUGGCCAGCUUCAAGCAGAUUGUAGAGCAGUCGGAGGAGGUGAAGGCGUUGGACGCCGAGGUGCAGGCCUGGGCUGCCCAGUUCCCUGUUCCUGGUGACUUGUAG